AUGGGCGGAUUACCGAUGAAGGAAGACCGCUUUUCGCAGCAGGCGAGGAGCAGUGGGAUCGCAGGGCCAGGGUGGCCGGCUGGGCGGUGCGUGCGUGGAGCCGACGGGCGGCGCGGGGUGGGCGCGCGGCGCCACGGUUCGCCCCGAGGCCAGCGGUGGGCCGGCUCCGAGAUGGCUUCUCAAGGGUCGGGCUCCUCCAGCUCCCCAAAAAUCCCAGGCGGGGAGGGGAAGACUGCGCCCCCGUACUAUGGCGCGUGGCUGCUACCCUCGGUCACCGCUGGUGCGCGGCGGCUCCGCAGGCUGCCCUGGGCCACAGUGGCCAGAGCCUACGGCCGCUUCAAGCUACCCAUCUCAGAGGCGCGCCAGAUGCGGCUGCUGAGCACCCUCGACCCGCUGGCCGUGGGCAAGACCUCACCGCAGCCCGAGGAGCACCCGAUGUCUGAGAAGCUGUUCUGGGGCGACCAGGAACCCCUCUCCAAGAUUCCAUUUAAAAUUCUGAGAGGUCACGAGCAGAUGGUGAGUUCCUGCCAUUUCUGUGUGGAAGACACAAAGAUCCUCAGUGGCUCCUAUGACUGCACUGUGAAGCUGUGGGAUGCUGUUGAUGGAAUUGUGAUGCGGAAUUUUGAGCCUGGGCCCAAAGCUCCUGUUUUAGAGUGUAGCAUCACGGCUGACAGCAAAAGAAUUAUUGCAGCAUCCUACGACAAAACAAUCAGGGCUUGGGACCUUGAGACAGGAAAACCGCUGUGGAAGAUCAAGCACGAUAACUUCAUAGUCUCCUGCAAGUUUUCUCCUGAUGGUAAAUACGUGGUCUCUGCCUUGGAUGUGGAUUUUGGAAUCUGUAUAAGGGAUGCGGUAAACGCCACCCUGGUGUCACACGUCAAAGAUCUUCACGAAAGGUCCGUAACAGCAUGCUGCUUUGACCACGACAGCCAGAAGGUGGCUUCAGUCUCAUCGGACAGGACCAUCAAGAUCUGGGAUGUUAUGUCCCAGGCCACGGUGCUCAGCAUCACAAAGGCACAUACCAACUCAAUCUCAAACUGCUGUUUCACCUUCAGCGGCCAUUUUCUGUGUACAAGCUCUUGGGAUAAAACUUUAAAAAUAUGGGACGUCCAUACAGGGGAGUUUCGAAACCAUGGAGCCUGUGUGACUCUGAUGCAGGGCCACGAAGGGUCCGUAAGCUCCUGUCAUUUUGCCAGAGAUGCCUCUUUCCUUGUGUCUGGAGGUUUCGACAAGACUGUGGCUAUUUGGGAUGUAGGAGAAGGCUGCCGGAAGUUCUCCUUGAAGGGCCAUAGUGAUUGGGUGAUGGAUGUUGCCAUUAGCAACAACAAGAAAUGGAUCCUGUCUGCUUCAAAGGAUAAGACCAUGAGACUAUGGAAUAUUGAAGAAAUUGACCAAAUUCCUUUGGUAAUCGAGUACAAAAAGGCCAAGGGCUUAAAGGUGACACAGUGUGAAGGAUGUGACAGGCCUUUCUCCACCUACGAAAGCGACACCUCUGUUGAAACAUUCACCAAAUGUGUGUUCUGCCGGAUGGAUGCAAGGCACUUGUCAGCAGACGCUGCACCGUCAUCAUCGGACAGGGAGGACUCCCUGGCAAACGGGGAGAGCAAAUGCAAGGAUGACUGA
This is a messenger RNA of Trichechus manatus latirostris (Florida manatee), 1623 nucleotides long. It is a transcript of the gene WDR88, whose product is annotated as WD repeat domain 88. Bases 1 to 1623 code for a protein of 540 amino acids. Lineage: Eukaryota; Metazoa; Chordata; Mammalia; Sirenia; Trichechidae. The transcript is spliced from 12 exons. Gene Ontology annotation, molecular function: protein binding. The record is from RefSeq and is a predicted model, not a curated record.